CCGGUAGCAAGUGCGCAGUCUCAACGGAACAAUCGCUGCUAACUUUCAACAGGCGGCAGACCGUCGCAAACCUGUACUUCUAAAAUCAUUCAUUACGUUAAAAACAAGAUCCUGACCUGAGCCGAGGAGGUGUCGUCAACGGGCUUUUCUGCAAACAAGCACGGACACACGCAGUUUAGCACUAAGCACCGACAACACAACGCCGGGAUGUUUAACCCACACCACCACCAUCAGCAACAGCAGCAGCAGCAACAGUUUCACCGUCACCUGCGACAGCUUCAGCAACUGUUCCAGCAGCCCCCUCCACCGCCGCCGCCUCCUGCGCCACCACAACCGCCUCCAUCGCACCAUGCUCCCAGGCAUCAUCAUCAUCAUCAUCAUCACCAAGGAGGACGGCCCAUGACUGUACCAGCCCCUGCUCCGCCUCCUCCCCGUGUGGUCAACAUGGCCUCUCGGGCCUCCAUCAUGGCCCCCAACCCAAUGUUACAAGGGGCUAUAAUGAUGCAGCAGAUGCAAGGUAGCAUGCGGGGCUUUGCAGCGGUGAGUGGGCAGCAGUUCACCCAGUUCUUUGCUGCGGGGGCCCGGUCCUCUCUCAUGGGCCCUGUACCCAUGGGCAUGGCCAUCAAGAACCCCCACAUGGGCUUCCCUGCCCGACACUACCACCCCCACGCCCGCUACUACAACAACAACAACAACGACUAUGCAUCACGGCAGCCGGAUAGGAAGAGGGAAAAUGAGCAGAGAGCCGUGGGGAGCACAGUUAGCCGACCUGCAGCCAGCAGGACAGCAGGGGAAACCAAUGACAAGGCUCUCAAAGAUGGAGCAGUGGGAAGGCCAGAUGGACAGGCACAGCCCUCAGUGCAACCGGAGCCUGAGGAGCCAGCGCUGAAGAAGCAGAGGACAGAGGGGUUAGAGGAGACUGUGGAGCAGCCUCCUGAGACAGACAGGGUCCUGAGUGCAGCAGAGUAUCAAAGCCCACCGGUUGACAGCCAGCCUGGAGACUGUGUCAUUCUGGAGGAGGGCGGGAGCACGGCUGAACCAGAGGCUGCAGAGGCACUGGAGGAGAGCAGAGCAGCCGAGGUUCAGAGUGGAGUGUCGGCCAUGACAGCCUCUGAACAGCUGAGUGGUGAGAGCCACGCAUUCACUCCAGGCCUGGAGGACAUGGCAGAGGGCAUGGCUGCCCCAGGGGCAUUGGAAGGGGGGCAGGAAGAGGGCAAGGAGGGGGGUGAUGCUGCCAACAAGUUCUAUUGCUACAUCUGCACUCUCGCCUGUCACAACCAGCAGAACUUCCAGAGUCACAUGAACGGCCUGGCCCACCAGCAGAGGAUGAUGGAGAUCCAACACAUGUCCAAUGCCUGUCUGGUCACCCUGAUGCCCCGCGUCCAGGAGUCACUACAGGGAGGCCGCAGGGACAGCUCAUCCUUCAGGGACGGGUCAGUACUAGUGCACGUUGGUGACAGAGAGAAGAAACCGGGCCCGCAGCGUUGGUGUGCUACCUGCCAAAUCCACUACACCAGUACAGUCAUGGUGCACCGCAGGACCAGGGAGCACAAGCUGGGCAGCCGCACCUCCAACCCCUCCUGUACCGUCUGCAAGAGGCACUUCAGGAGCCCACUCCUGUUCCUGGAGCACAUGCAAUCCCAGGGGCACAAGCAGAGAGUUGACGAGCUUCGGGAGGAGGGGGGGGCAGAGUCCUUGGCUGAACUGGUUGCCAUGGACGCACAAGGCUGCUUUGUAGACGAUGGGGAAGAGAAUGAGGAGGAGGAGGCUAGCGAGGAGGAAGAGGAUGAAGAGGAAAUGGAAGAUGGAGGACAAGGCAGCUCCCAUGGAAAGGAGGGCUGGCCUACCCAGAUGGAGGUGGCUCUACUAGAGGACGUAGAUGAAGAUGAGGAGUAUGACCCUGACACGGUGUACGGUUCUAGCUUUGUGGUUCCUGUGGCUGGGUUCCUCUGUAGACUCUGCCAGCAGUUCUACCAUUUUGAGUCCUCAGCCCGCCACUUGCACUGCAAGUCACUCAAACACUUUGAGAACCUCAAGAAGUACAGGGCCUUGCGUAGCCAGAAGGAUGACACAGUGGAACCUACUCCCAUAGACGGGAUGGACGGAGAUGCAGAGUGUGAUAGUAACCACAUCAUCUCAGAUUCAAACAGCCUGCCUUCAGAGCUUCUCAGCAGCCCUACCGUACUGCAGCCGACCAUCUCCAUAACCAGACUGAGGCCCUCCAGACCCUGCCCUGAACCCCAGGACAACACUCCCUCAGCCUCCGCUUCAUCCCCGCAGGACCUCACCACCACCAGCAGCACUGGGGGGACUCCGGCUCAAGCCUCCCCAGAGAAGCAGAGCCCAGUAAACCCAGAGGACAAGGAGGAAGAGCCAACCCCAGAACUAGCACCAGUCACAGAAGAGGCAGAGGAGGAGCCAGCACCAGUCACAGAAGAGGCAGAGGAGGAGCCAGCACCAGUCACAGAAGAGGCAGAGGAGGAGCCAGCACCAGUCACAGAAGAGGCAGAGGAGGAGCCAGCACCAGUCACAGAAGAGGCAGAGGAGGAGCCAGUCAUGGGAGAGGCAAAGGCAGCUGCUCCAGAGGAGAAGACAGGCAAAGGGAAAGCAAAGGGCCCAUCCAAAAGGAAGUCCGGGAGGACAACACGGAGACGUUGAGAGAGAACGGGAGGGAGAGUGAGUGAGAGUGAGUGAGAGCGGAAGAAAUAAAUGAUAUCCAGUACAAUCGCUACCCUAGGACAGGGUGCCAUUAGUUUGGGACAGGGUCCCCCGCCUCCUCUUCUGUAUAGCUCAAUAGACCAAGACUGACCUGGCAACUCAAAACCGGUGAUCCUCUAACCUAUAUUUCUAGGUUUUUAGGUGUUUAAUUUUUGAAUAACACAACUAGAUAGUCGUAUUUCUAACAGGCAUUCAGUGGAACCUGACUGAAGAGAACUAUGCGGAAAGAAAUUGUGGAUGUGUGUGUUGCUGUCAUAGUGUUAAAAGGGUAAAAUGAAAACAAAGGUCCGUUUUAGUUUAUACAUGUUGUGUUCUAGUUAGCUAACUGUCUAACUCAACACAUUGUUGCCAGGUUUAGGAAUGGAGUGGUGUUUUAGUCCAGGAACUGAAUGAAGAAGCAUAGCAGGCGACUUAUCUGAAAAUAUUUUGUGAUGGGGGUGGGAAGUAAACGGUUAAAAAGUAAACAGUACUUUUGUUUGAAUAUCAAGUAACUAUGAACCUUGAUUUGAUCCUAGCUUUGUUGAAGUGCUAUUGUCCUUGACAUUUUAUUGUCUAAGACAUUUUUUACACAAAUUCUCUGAACUGUUUUGGAGAUUUCUUGGGAUGUUAGCAGGCGAGGAGAUUGGUUAGAGGGGUGUUUCAAAUGGGGAAAGUCUUAACUGCUUGGUCUAUUUAGCUCAGAUACACCCUGAGGUGCUGCUUUCCCCACAUCACUAUACUGCUAAAGACAUUUUAAUUGACUUGUUUAGCUCUUUAACCCAUUGGUUGCUGAAACUGCCUAAAUCCCACUGGUAUUGCUCUCAAGUUGCACUUGAACCUCCAAGGCUGUGCGAUUAUGGUUUUGACAAGACUGGAAGGAUUAUAGAUCAUUAGCGUUCCUAGAAUGUUAAGAAGCAGAACAUGAUUUUAGUGAGCCUUAGAAUAUAGCUGCUCUUAAUCAGCUCAUCAUGUUCUAUCAAGCUCUGUUGGACUAGACAAGUCCUGAGACCAUAAAACGGUCCUUUAGAUGUGACUCAGAUGGGGAGAACACAUUGGCCUAGAACAAACUCUGCCAUUGUUUGUUCUCAGAAAUAACCAGUUUUAUGUAAAGUUCAGUAUUCACUCAUUUUCACAGUUGGAAGCAUUAGGCCUACCUAUAGCCAGCUAAUACAAUGGGGGAUUUCCAAACCCUGUCACCCCAUUAAUAUUAAUAAUUUCAAAUGUCCUGAACUGAAAGCAAUGUUGCAUUAACAAGCUAUCACAUCACAAACAUGACAUUGUAAAAGAGUUGAGUAGUUUUGUGCUAGUUUUCUACCUUUUAAAUUGAGUUGUUACUUAUUUCUUUUUUCUCACAUCUUGUUUGCUCCAAUACUCUGGACUAGUAGAGUCAUUUGUAUUGAGUAUAAUUGUCUGUACAAGUGACAUUGCAUGGCAGAAUUGUGACUGUUCACAUUGGUAACAUUAAUAUCAACAAUAUUAAAGUGGUAUGAUAGGACUUGGAAUUUUUCCAAACAAUGAGACCUGACCUGGAGAAACUAAGGCUGCGUUUACACAGGCAGCACAAUUUGGAUCUUUUUUCACUAAGGCCGUGUCUACACUUGACACUUACAAUACGAAGAUGCAUUGAAACGACAGGUCUAGAUAAACGAAAGUCACAUUGUGGUUGGAAUUGUUUCGAUCUGGCUGACUGCCUUAGGUGGUGGUCAGAGACUCAUUGUGUGCGGAUUUCUCCUCAGUCUGGACGCAAUCACGCUACCAAAAGUGAAUACAGUGGGCGAUGUCAUCAGCACUCCGCCCACAAGUCUCCAGAAAAUGUAUGUUUUUGGAGCAAGAGACACAAUCUUUCAUUAAAUUUUGAUUAAACUGAAGAAAUACGUACCUAGCGUAUGGGGAACGUGUUUGCUGGCUUUAGAAAUGCUAGCCCGCCGGCUUAAUUUUUUUUGUUUAGAGUUACAGUAACCUGUUUGCGCUCCCUUUAGCUUUGCUUGCUGGCUAAUUAGCUACAGUAGUUGGUUACUGCCAUCAAGUUGUCAGAUUUAGCCUGUUCCACCGCUUGCAGAAUGCAUACUGCAUUUAAGGAAAAAGGGAAUCCUGACACAAUUUGGACGCGGUAGACCCAUUUUAAUGUGGUUGCGGAAUUCCAUGAUCAGAACUGCAUGUUUAGAAUACAAAAGCUGUAUGAACUGUCAAGUUUUGACACAGCCUAAUGGGUAUUUUAACCAACCAAUCAGCUCUGAAAAAGAUCUGAUGAGAUUGGUCAAAAGACCAGACCAAUUUAGUGAACAAAUAUCAGAAUUGGACGUCCAAACGCAGCUUAACUGGUCAGGAAACUCUUGGCUUCGGGCAUGGAGAAUGAAGUGUCUUUUCUCCUUUGAUAGUCAAUUAGUGUAGAAGUUGUUCCUUAUUUCUUUUUUCUCACGCACAUCUUGUUAGUUCCAAUACACUGGAGUAGUAGACUGCGUAUUGAGGGGCAAACCAAUUCUGAUAUUUUUUCCCCACUAAUUGGUCUAAUUAGACCAAUCACAUCAGAUCUUUUCACAUCAGCACUUUCAGAGCUGAUCUGAUUGGUCAAAAGACCAAUUAGGGGGGGGGGGAAAUAUCAGAAUUGGGCUGCAUGUCCAAUCGCAGCCUUAGAGUCAUUUUCAUUGAGUAUAAUUGUCUGUACGAACAUUGCAUGGCAGUUGUCACCUUGCAAAUUUGUAACAUUAUUAUCAACAAUAAUGAAGUGAAAAAAAUUAUAGGACUUGGAGUUUUUCCUAACCAUGAGACCUCACCGGGGUAAACUAACUGGUCAGGAUAAUCUCUUGGCUCCAGGCACAGAGAAUGAAGUGUAUUUUCCCUAGUGAUAAUAAAUGUGUGUAGCAGACUAACAGGUACAGAAACUGAUAACCAGAAGCUCUGAUUUUGAAGAACACCAACAGAAGAAAUUGAAUGAUUCACCAGCUUGUGAUCUAUUCAUUGACAAGACAUGGAUAACCAUUUAUCACUGGCCUCUUGGUGAGAGGAGACUGAAUAUAGGAUAAUUGUUCUUAAGUUGUAGACAGAACUACACAAGACUGAAUCUAGUAAUGUAGCACUCCAGUUAAGAGUCCCCAAUCACAGCCACCAUAUGUUCUUUCAAGGAACAAGUCUCUCCCAGAUAAUACUGAUACUUUCAGUGAAUGGGCAGUUAGUUGUUUUAUUAGUUCACUUGUACAGAGGAUGAGCAGAUGCAUAGACUGUUUACACAGGCAGCCCAAUUUUCACAGAUCUUUUUCUGAGCUGAUCUGAUUAGUCAAAAGACCAAUUAGAUCAGAAUUGGGCUGCCUGUGUAAACAAACCCAUAUUGGCAAGCUCAUUUGUCUUCUAGUCUAUCUGGUUUGGGUCCCACUGAAAUAUAAAGGACCAGAGCAUGACAAAGGGUCAUUUAAGUGACAUUUCAAACAGCUGUAUGUUUCUUAAUGUACUUUUAUUCUACAAAUAAAACCGCUGAACAAGA
Molecule: messenger RNA, 6175 nt
Organism: Coregonus clupeaformis (lake whitefish)
Lineage: Eukaryota; Metazoa; Chordata; Actinopteri; Salmoniformes; Salmonidae
Product: cip1-interacting zinc finger protein
Exons: 15
Coding region: 208-2658 (816 amino acids)
Cellular component (GO): nucleus
Molecular function (GO): nucleic acid binding; zinc ion binding
Source: RefSeq, a predicted model, not a curated record